CUCCUUUUUGUCUGAACUCUAAUUUUUCCUCUUCCUAACUACUUUUUAUCCAAAUUUUUCAUGCCCUAUAUUCAAUUCAAUCCUCGUCACUCCGCCACUUUCCCCCGUGACCUUUCUACUAUAUAAUGUCCCUCUCUAAUUCCACUUUCUCAUAACUUAAUUCAAACAUCAAUCAUGGGUACCCUUGAUUCAAAUAGCAGCACUCAAACACAUUCCAGUGUCACAGAAUUUAACCCGCUUGACCCGGAAGAAUUCCGUACCCAAGCCCAUCAAAUGGUAGACUUCAUUGCUGAUUACUACAAGAACAUCGAGAGUUACCCGGUUCUAAGCCAAGUCGAACCGGGAUACCUCCGUAGCCAUUUACCCGAAAAUGCCCCGUAUUUUCCUGAGUCAUUGGACACCAUUAUGAAAGAUGUCCAGAAUCAUAUUGUACCGGGUAUGACUCACUGGUUGAGCCCGAAUUUCUUCGCAUUUUUUCCUGCCACGGUUAGCUCCGCCGCGUUCCUAGGAGAAAUGCUUUGCAAUUGUUUCAACUCCGUCGGAUUUAACUGGCUGGCUUCCCCAGCCAUGACAGAGUUGGAAAUGAUAGUCAUGGACUGGCUUGCUAAUAUUCUAAAAUUACCACAAUGCUUCAUGUUUUCUGGCACGGGUGGUGGUGUAAUUCAAGGCACAACCAGUGAAGCGAUCCUUUGUACCUUAAUCGCUGCUCGUGACCGUAAGCUCGAAAAUAUUGGUGUUGAUAAUAUCGGACGGCUUGUAGUCUACUGCUCUGAUCAAACACACUCUACAUAUACUAAAGCUUGCAAGGUAGCUGGUAUUUUCCCAUGCAAUAUCCGUGCGGUACAAACUUCUGUUGAAAGCGAUUUCGCUUUAUCUCCUGUAAUUCUACGUAGAGUUAUUGAAGCUGACGUUGCUGCUGGACUAGUUCCACUUUUCCUCUGUGCUACUGUAGGGACCACUUCCACUACAGCCGUUGAUCCUAUUAGUCAACUAGCUGAGCUGGCUGAUGAAUUCGACAUUUGGCUCCACGUGGACGCUGCUUAUGGCGGUAGCGCAUGCAUAUGUCCAGAGUUUAGGCAAUAUUUCGAUGGAAUCGAACAAGCUAACUCGUUGAGUCUUAGCCCACAUAAGUGGCUACUAAGUUACUUAGAUUGUUGUUGCAUGUGGGUUAAAGAACCAAACGUGCUAGUCAAGGCAUUGAGCACGAAUCCUGAGUAUCUGAGGAACAAACGUUCCGAACAUGGCUCAGUUGUGGAUUACAAAGACUGGCAAAUAGGUACGGGUCGAAAAUUCAAGUCCCUCCGAUUAUGGCUUGUCAUGCGUAUCUACGGCGUAGCCAAUCUUCAGAGUCACAUUAGGUCCGAUGUACGAAUGGCCAAAAUGUUCGAAGGGUUCGUUAGGUCCGAUUCAAAGUUUGAGAUCGUCGUGCCACGACAUUUUUCACUCGUGUGCUUCCGGUUCAACCCGGACAAGGAAUAUGAACCUGCAUACACCGAACUUUUAAACAAAAAAUUGCUUGAUAGUGUUAACUCGACAGGUCGAGUUUACAUGACACACACAAUAGCAGGUGGAAUAUACAUGCUAAGGUUUGCAGUAGGUGCUACGUUCACGGAGGACAAACACGUAAUUUCCGCUUGGAAGUUGAUUAAGAAGUCUGCAGAUGCUUUGCUGAAAAGAAGUUACUCUUAUUAUACUACUAUUUGGGGUAUGUCCUUAAAUAAAUAAAAGAACAUGCUGAAGAAGAAGAGUAAGGGAACACAAUAAAAUGUAUGAAUUGUAUGUGUAUGUUUGUGUAUAGGCUUAUGAUUGUUUUGUAUAUCUAGAACAAAGAAGUCAAAACAGUCUGUACUUGUCAGCAAUAUAUAUAGUUGGAUAUCUUAAUAUUAGAAAUAAGAUAAAAUCUAUGAUCAGCUCUUUCAUGGAAGAAAUAAUGAAAGAUCGAAUACGUAGUGCAUCGGUUGAGCUGUACAUUUAGUUUUUAUGAAUCUUUUUU
This is a messenger RNA of Capsicum annuum, 1993 nucleotides long. RefSeq names its product tryptophan decarboxylase TDC1. The coding region runs from base 175 to 1725 and encodes 516 amino acids. The record is from RefSeq and is a predicted model, not a curated record. Gene Ontology annotation, biological process: amino acid metabolic process. Lineage: Eukaryota; Viridiplantae; Streptophyta; Magnoliopsida; Solanales; Solanaceae. The transcript has a single exon. Gene Ontology annotation, molecular function: carboxy-lyase activity; pyridoxal phosphate binding.